This is a messenger RNA of Prorocentrum cordatum, 949 nucleotides long. Lineage: Eukaryota; Dinophyceae; Prorocentrales; Prorocentraceae. The record is from the annotation of a GenBank genome assembly.
GGUCGACCGUCCGCUGUGCGACAGGUUCGUGGGCUCGUGGGGCCAGUCCCCGCCGCAGUCCCCGCCGCUGGGCCUGGAGCUGGUGGCGGACACCGCGCGGGCCGGGUGGGCGCAGGCCGCCGGCGCACAGCGGAGGGCCUCCUCCGGCGCCGCGGCGCGGGGCGCCCCGCCCCAGGAGCUGCCCCUGGAGCUGGCGUCGUCUCAGCGAGUGCGUGGGAGGCUCCUCGCCAUGGGCAGCAGCUUCCACGAGCUGGACCGGCAGGUGGAGGAGGACGCCCGCAGGCGCAAGGAACUUGAGCAGCAGGGCGUGCGCGAAGUCUCGCUCGCACUCGCAAAGCUCGAGCAGACGCUGAUGGCGGAGGUCGGGCGGCGGGAUUCCACGGAACGACAGGUGGAGCAGGCCGUGGAGAGGAUGCUGGAGGGCAUGACAGGUCGCCUCCAGGCCAAGCUUGAAGGGCGGUUCCAGGCUCUGCGCAGGGCGUUGGCCGGACUUGCCGAGCGUUGCGCGCUGCUCGAGAGAGGCAUCCAGCAGUUCCAGGGCGCCCUGCCCACAAAGCUUACGGUCGAGACGGAGGCCCUCCGGCAGGUCCUCCACGCCCUGCACGCCGAGUUCGUGGCGGACACCAAGCAGACCAUCCAGCGGGACGAGGGCUACAGCAGGAGCAUCCAGGAGACCAUAGACGCGGUCGAAAGGGGCUGCGCGCAGGACCUCGUGCAGCUGGAGCGGCAGGCGGAGACGCUUCAGGGCGCCCUCCUCGACGCGAGCGUCGCGCAGGAGCCCAGGGGGGUCGCGGCCAGGCGCGAGGCGGUCCUCGGGCACCUCUCGGCGCUCAAGGACGGCCUCGCCGAAGAACGCCGUGCGCGCGAGGCUGCCGACGACGGGGUGGUGCAGGCCAUCGACCACUACGCGGCCCAGUUCCACCGCGCCCUGAGGCUCGCGAGCGGGUGA